GGAACGUUUGCUGGUAGCAGUUGGGACAUUUAGGAUGUUACACAGGAAGUAAACUAGAGUCAGGUCGACAAGUGGGUUAUAAUUCGCUAGUUAAUAAAGUGCGUUACUCUGUAAACCAUUCUUGUUAUUUUGAAUUGUAUUACAUAGUCAACAUGUUGAUAAAAGUUAAGACUCUCACUGGAAAAGAAAUAGAGAUCGACAUUGAGCCCACAGACAAGGUGGAGCGAAUUAAAGAAAGGGUUGAAGAGAAGGAAGGAAUACCCCCUCAGCAGCAAAGGCUCAUCUACAGUGGAAAACAGAUGAAUGAUGAGAAGACAGCAGCAGACUACAAGAUCCAGGGAGGCUCAGUGCUUCAUCUUGUGUUGGCACUAAGAGGAGGCUCAACGCUUUAGAAUACCUGACGCUUACGCCUCUUCUCUCAUGAGUCGCUGUUUCCAUGGGGCCAGCUGUGUGCCAAGACUUGGUGCUGUCUCCCCACAGCACAGAGAUUCUGAAUCCCAUGCUCCUGGGUUGUUCAAACAAGUUAACCAUAAGGACGUUCUAAUUCCUUUCCGUAAAUGUCUUUUGUAAACCCACACUGGCCUUGAGCCAAGUUGACCUGUGUGUUUAUGCAGUACUAGGGACAGUUUGAGAACACUGAGGUUCACUUUGCUUGUGAAUAAAUGCUCAAACGUUCAAGUUAAGAGUUGUCAUAAUACACACACACACACACACACACACACACACACACACACACACAGCUACAUACUGACAGAAUACAGGUAAUGUAUACGACUGAAGACAGUUCUUUCAGAAAUCUGUCUUGAUAAACUGAGGUUAAUAGACAUUGGUUUCAGAAUUAAACAGUUUGAGUCAUUUCAGUCAACUGUAGGUUAUAGUUUACUCUGAUGUGAGCACAUGUCAUCAUUAAACCUCCAUGGCAAUGAGGGUCUUUCUGAAGCAGGAAAAAUCCAAGUUAUAUAUUCAUAAAGAAAGGAAGAUGGUUCUAUAUGGAGUAAAAGAUCUGUAAUUAAAAACUACAACAAGA
Molecule: messenger RNA, 1027 nt
Organism: Betta splendens (Siamese fighting fish)
Lineage: Eukaryota; Metazoa; Chordata; Actinopteri; Anabantiformes; Osphronemidae
Gene: nedd8l
Product: NEDD8 ubiquitin like modifier, like
Exons: 4
Coding region: 153-392 (79 amino acids)
Biological process (GO): protein neddylation; modification-dependent protein catabolic process; regulation of proteolysis
Cellular component (GO): cytoplasm; nucleus
Molecular function (GO): protein tag activity; ubiquitin protein ligase binding
Source: RefSeq, a predicted model, not a curated record